AGACCUGCUGGAGCUUGUAAGGUGGCCCAACCGGAGUGAGAUGAAGGAGUAUGUGCUCCAGAGCCUGGUCCCACUGCUCCUCCUUGUUCAUGAUGAGCGUCCCAACGUGUCCCAGGUGUGUUGGGACACCCUCAGCAGUGCCGCCCAAUUCCUGAGGUGGCACCAGCUCAGUGGCCUCAUCCAGCACAAGGAAACCUGGCGAAUCUGUGACUGCCUGGUGAGGCGCUACAACGGGAGAGCUGAUGACUUCCUGUGCCAGACCAUGGCCUUCCUGCAGAACCCACAGACUCCAGUUAGGGAAGCAGCCAUCAGGUUCCUAGGUAACCACAGAGCAGAGGGGUCCCUUUAGCAGAGGGGCUGGAUCUGGUCCCAGGCUCUCCUCAGUCCCUGCCAGCAGCGAGAAGUGACCCCUGGGCUCCUGAUUCCCUAAUGAAGGCGAAGGGGUGUCAGAAACCCACAGGAGCAAGCUCACCCCAAACUGCCCUGAUCGGCUGAUAGGACCCCUCUAAGCCCACUGCUCCUCAUGCAGUCCCCAUUCUCCGCCCCCACCCCACCGUGGGCUCUUGGGAGUGGACCUUCAAGGCGCUGUGCUCUCCUUUGGCAACCAGCCCUGUAGCCAUCUCUGGGGACUCGCCCUU
Messenger RNA from Mauremys reevesii (Reeves's turtle), 638 nucleotides. Its product is annotated as maestro heat-like repeat-containing protein family member 7. Lineage: Eukaryota; Metazoa; Chordata; Testudines; Geoemydidae. Gene Ontology annotation, cellular component: cytoplasm. The transcript is spliced from 3 exons. The coding region runs from base 41 to 349 and encodes 102 amino acids. The record is from RefSeq and is a predicted model, not a curated record.